Molecule: messenger RNA, 3450 nt
Organism: Mixia osmundae IAM 14324
Lineage: Eukaryota; Fungi; Basidiomycota; Mixiomycetes; Mixiales; Mixiaceae
Exons: 12
Coding region: 1-3450 (1149 amino acids)
Biological process (GO): mRNA splicing, via spliceosome
Cellular component (GO): U2 snRNP; nucleus
Molecular function (GO): protein binding; U2 snRNA binding
Source: RefSeq, a predicted model, not a curated record
AUGCGUCGUCAGAGGCGGCACUCGCUUGGAGCUCCUCGCCGUCGACACACAGACGACCAAGAUUAUAUCGUGCUUGGUUCGGACUCGGGCAGGAUCGUCGUUCUCUCCUACGAUGCCACCACGAACACAUUCGUCAAGCUCCAUCAAGAGACAUUCGGCAAAUCAGGCUCGCGCCGGGUCGUACCUGGACAGUAUCUCGCAGUGGAUCCCAAAGGCAGGAGCGUCAUGAUCGCUGCCAUGGAGAAGACAAAGCUAGUCUACAUUCUGAACCGCGAUGCUGCUGCCAAUCUGACAAUAUCCUCUCCCCUCGAAGCGAACAAGGCACAUGCCAUCAUCCACUCCAUCGUUGGUCUUGAUGUCGGCUUUGAGAACCCGCUCUUUGCAGCUCUCGAGGUGGACUAUAGCGAAUCAGAUCAGGACGACACGGGUGCGGCAUUCGAAGCAGCCGAAAAGAUGCUGACCUACUACGAGCUCGACCUUGGUCUCAACCACGUCAUUCGACGAUGGACUGAUCCUACCGAUGUUCGAGCAAACAUGCUGAUCGCUCUACCCGGCGGUCAGUCGACCACCUCUGAACAUUUCGACGGACCUUCAGGCGUACUCGUCUGCACUGAGAACUAUAUCAUCUACAAGCAUCAAGGCGUGCCCGAGCACCGCGUUCCGAUACCCAAGCGCGACCAUCCCCUCCUAGAUCCAGAUCGCGGCCUGCUCAUCACGGCCAGCGUGAUGCAUCGUAUGAAGGGUGACUUCUUCAUCCUAGUGCAGAGCGAAGAAGGCGACCUCUACAAAGUCACCGUCGAACGUCAGGAGGAAGAAGUCUUGGCGCUCAAGAUCAAAUACUUUGACACCGUGCCCGUUGCGAGCAGCUUGUGUAUCUUACGGUCUGGCUUCCUUUUUGUUGCCAGUGAAUUCGGCAAUCACAAUGUGUAUCAGUUCGAUAAGCUUGGUGAUGAUGGCGACGAGGUCUCUUCAGCGGACUACCCUUCAUUCGGCAUGGAACGAGAAGAACCAGCCACCUUUUUCAAGCCGAGGCCGCUCGAGAAUCUCGUUCUGGUAGACGAGCUCGACUCUCUUUGUCCAAUCGUCGAUGCCAAAGUGGCCAAUGUGCUCGGAGCCGAUGCGCCGCAGAUCAUUACAGCCUGUGGACGAGGGCAUAGGAGCUCGCUAAAGAUGCUCAGACAUGGUCUCGAGGUAGAAGAGAUGGUCAGCUCCGGUCUUGGCUUCGAGCCUACUGGCCUCUGGACUACGAAGCUCAAAAGUGAUGACACCUAUGAUUCAUACAUCGUCCUGUCCGCGCCCGCCGCAACCAUAGUCUUGACCAUCGGCGAGAGCAUAGAGCAAGCGUCAAAUUCAGGCCUGGUCGAGAACCAACGGACGCUGUGCGUUCAGCAAGUCGGCGAUGACUCGAUCGUGCAGGUCCAUCCGGCCGGCUUCCUACGCGUACGUGCAGACGGCUCAAAAGAGGUCUGGCCGCUAGCGCCCGAGCGAGUCAACCUUGCUGUCGCUUGUGCAAACCAACGCCAGAUCGUGCUCGCCACCACAAGCGGUGAUAUCAUCUACUUGCGAUGCGAGCUCGAUGGCGAGAUCACCGUCUUCGACGACCGGAAGCAGCUCGGUGUCAGCGUUACCUCCAUGAGCAUUGGCGAGCUUUCGGAAGAUCGACUGCAGACAGAUUAUCUCUGCGUUGGCUGCGAGGAUCAGACUGUUCGAAUUAUCUCGCUACAAGAGCAAAAUUGUCUCGAGACCAUUUCCAUUCAGGCUUUGACCGCUUUGCCAAGCUCGAUCUGCAUUGCCGAGAUCCUAGACAGCAGCGUUGAUAAAACCCGGCCGACGACGUUUGUCAAUAUCGGCCUGCAAAACGGCGUCCUGCUCAGAACAGUCCUUGAUCCGAUGAGCGGUAGACUGACAGACACGCGUACUCGCUUCCUUGGCACUCGUCCGGUCAAGCUCAGACGGUUGGCGAUCGGCGAUUCAUCCGGCGUGUUGUCAAUCUCCAGUCGGACCUGGGUCAACUAUACCCAUCAAGGCUUGCUCCAAUUCGACCCGCUGAUAUCAGAUCCGCUCGACCAUGCAACAGGCCUGAGAGCGGAGGUCUGUCCCGAAGGCAUCAUUGGCGUUACAGGCGACACUUUAAGGAUCUUCACGCUGCCUAAAAUAGGCACGAAGGUCAAGAUGGACAGCAUACCGCUCUCGCUCACUCCCAGGCGAACGGCUUUCCAUCCCGCCGGCACUUUGCUCUACAUGAUCCAAUCCGACCAUCGCACGCUAUCGCCGAUCACGCAAGAGGAAAAGGCAAAAGACUUGAUGGAACCCAGCGAAGCAAUGUGGACCGCAGAAAUCAACGGACUCAUGCGAGCGGAAGCCGGGCAAUGGUCGUCCUGCAUCUCCAUCAUUGAUCCUACCGAGCCCGAGAACGCGACAGUGACUCAAAUAUAUCUCGAUAACAACGAAGCAGCGUUCUCGGUCGCAGUCGCGCAAUUUGCAGAGCGCCCCGGAAAGUGGUUCUUGCUCGUCGGUACUGCACAGGAUACCACCGUCUCGCCGCGGACCUGUACGCAUGGCUUCAUACGUACCUACGAAAUUACAGAAGCAGGGCGGUCGCUCGAAUUGCUACAUAAGACUGAGCUGGACGAUGUGCCCUUAUCUAUCGCCGCUUUCCAAGGACGAGCAGUCGUCGGCGUCGGGCGUGCAUUACGACUUUACACGAUGGGCAAGUCGCGACUGCUCCGCAAGUCUGAAAACAAGUCCUUCCCGGCAGCAGUUGUAUCUCUGCAGGUACAGGGGUCUCGCAUCUAUGCGUCCGACGCGCAGGACUCUGUCUACUUUGUCGCCUACAAAGCAGCAGACAAUCGAUUGCUUAUCUUUGCCGACGAUACGCAGCAGCGCUGGAUCACUUGUAACACCGUGGUCGACUAUGAUACGGUAGCAUCAGGCGACAAAUUUGGCAACGUCUUCGUCAGCCGGGUCGAUAAGCUCGUCAGUGAGGAUGUCGAUGAGGAUCAGACUGGCGCUGGAAUCUUGCACGAGAAACCGCUCUUCAUGGGCGCGCCGCACCGCUUGCAGCUACUGACACAUUUUAACGUCGGCGACAUACUUACGUGCAUUCAGAAGGUCUCACUGGUCGCCGGUGGACGCGAAAUCCUACUGUACACGUGCCUAGGCGGGACUGUUGGUAUGCUUAUCCCUUUCAUCUCGAAGGAAGAUGUCGAGUUCAGCUCAACGCUCGAAAUGCACAUGCGUGCUGAGAAUCCGAGCAUCGUCGGCCGAGAUCACCUCGCCUACAGAGGAUACUACGUGCCGCAAAAGGCUACAGUCGACGGCGAUCUGUGCGAGACCUUCGCGCUGCUACCCAUGCAGAAGCAAGCCCAAAUAGCUGGCGAGCUGGAUCGAUCGGUGAGUGAGGUGCUCAAGAAGAUCGAUAGCAUGCGCAUCCUCUCGAGUGGAUGGUAG